GAUCGUCUUGCCACUAUGUAACACUCGUUCCUACCUUCUCCUCCCCUCUUCGUUCAACUGGCAUCAUGACCGGCGUACCAAACAACUCAGACUCUGAACCGAUCGUGCAUGGUAACACGGUGGGAUCGGCUGCGCCGCACACGGCCCUUGAGAAAGACGCGGGAGACACCAACUAUCUCGAGACUGUUCCCACGAACCUGUCCUUAGUCGACCAAGAAUCUAAGAAGCUAAACGCCAUCGAGGCUCUGGGUAUCGAGGACUGGCAGGCGAAGGAAAAGAAAAUUGUUCGGAGACUCGACAUGACUUUGCUGCCACAGCUCUGGAUACUGUACAUGUUCAACUACCUCAACCGUGUUAAUAUUGCUCAAGCUCGCCUGGACUCUGACUUCGAGGAAACACUGCAAUUGGGUAACACCGACUAUAGCACAGCCGUUGCCUUGCUCACAGUCGGUUACAUGCUUGCACAGCUGCCAUCGAACAUGUUGAUUACGCGGCUUCGUCCACAGCUCUACUUGCCCACCUGUGCACUUCUGUGGUCAGGUGUGUCGGCCGCUACGGCCGGUGUCAAGAGUCCUGGAGAGUUGUUCGCCGUCCAGUUUGUCUUGGGCAUAAUUGAAGCUCCCCUUUUCCCAGGAGCCGUUUUCCUGAUGUCGUGUUGGUACACUCGCCGAGAGCUUGCGCUUCGUACUGCCCUCCUCUACUCGGGACUUGUCCUCGCCCAAGCUUUCUCGGGCUUGAUUGCAGCCGGUGUUCUAUCGGGCAUGGUCGGUCUCGGCGGCCUUCAGGGCUGGCAGUGGCUGUUUAUCCUUGAAGCCGCGUUGAGUGCAUUUUUCGCGCUGACAGCGUUCUGGGUCCUUCCCAACUAUCCACACUCAAAGACUGGUGGCCAGAUGUGGUCAAUGACCGAAGACAUGCGAAGAAUCGCCGUGGCGAGAAUUGAAGCUGAUCGCGUCGAGGCACACACCGAGUCGACCGUAUGGCAUGGCUUACGACUUGCUCUUACUGAUGUGAAGACCUACAUAUUCAUCUUCAUGAAUAUCUUCAUGACAAGCAGUUACGGAUUCAACAAUUUCUUCCCUACUAUGGUGCGUGGUUUCGGCAUUGGCAACAACACUAUGUCGCUCCUCCUCACAGCGCCUCCAUACAUACUAGGUACAGCGGUGUCUUUCUUCGUGGCCUGGUCCUCGGAUCGCAAGAAAGAGCGUGGUUUCCACAUCAUGGCCAACAACUGCUGCGCAAUCAUCGGUUUCAUUAUUUCCGUGGCUACUCUCAACACUGCAGCUCGCUACACAGCAGCGUUCCUCUACACCUCAGGCAGUUUCUCAGCAAAUGCUUUGGUCUACACGUGGGCAGUGAGCUCUCUAGGACAGACACCAGAGAAGCGAGCUGCUGGUGGCGCUAUCGUCAAUAUAUGCGGCCACUUGGGCAAUGUGAUGUCUCCGUACUUCUUUCCCGACAGCGAUCAGCCGCGCUACACCAUGGCCAUGAUCUUGCAGAUUGUGUUUGCGGGAUUGACGUUCUGCAUGGCGUUCACAUCGAAGACAUACCUCCGGAGGCAGAACAAGAAGCUGAAGGAACUUUCGGAUCGGACAGGAAGUUUCUACAACCCAUUCACGACGUGAUCGAGCGCGAAGGUUCACGUAUCAUAGGCGGACAAGAUCGUCAAGAAUACAUAUGUCGUAGAUACCGAGC
Messenger RNA from Didymella exigua CBS 183.55, 1692 nucleotides. RefSeq names its product MFS general substrate transporter. Bases 66 to 1622 code for a protein of 518 amino acids. The record is from RefSeq and is a predicted model, not a curated record. Lineage: Eukaryota; Fungi; Ascomycota; Dothideomycetes; Pleosporales; Didymellaceae. The transcript has 10 exons. Gene Ontology annotation, cellular component: membrane. Gene Ontology annotation, molecular function: transmembrane transporter activity. Gene Ontology annotation, biological process: transmembrane transport.